GGGGCGUGGUAGGGUGAUGUUCAACUGAGCUACAAGGAAUCCAAAACACGUACUUCUAUCUACUGCAUCGUACCUAUAUCCACCGGAGACACGUCAACCGGGCCACACCGUCUAAAACCGAACCGGACCCAACCAGCAGUCUUCAUCCGGAAGAAAAGCCCGGAAACAAUAACCGCACGGACGAAAGGUAUCGUCGGUAAUUCGGAUCUAUACUGUCGCAGUCUUCGCCAAAUCAACAUCACUAGGAGGCCUCUGUUGUGGGAUGGCUUUGAAGGCGGUGCACUGAUGUCACUGUUCUGGAUUGUGAUUCGGCAGCUAGCAGAGAUCGAAGCAAUGGCUACAUCAAAGAAAGUGAUUACCAAAGAAGAGUGGGAGAAAAAGCUUAACGAUGUAAAGAUUAUGAAAGAAGACAUGAAUAAAUUGGUGAUGAAUUUCCUCGUCACAGAAGGCUAUGUCGAUGCUGCUGAGAAAUUCCGGAUGGAAUCUGGAACUGAACCAGAUAUCGAUCUUGCAACAAUUACUGAUCGCAUGGCAGUGAAGAAGGCAGUUCAAUGUGGUAAUGUAGAGGACGCAAUUGAGAAAGUCAAUGACUUAAAUCCUGAGAUACUGGAUACCAAUCCACAGUUGUUUUUCCAUCUUCAACAGCAAAGGUUGAUAGAAUUAAUUCGGAAUGGGAAAGUAGAAGAGGCUCUAGAGUUUGCCCAGGAGGAGCUUGCACCAAGGGGAGAAGAAAAUCAAAGCUUUUUAGAAGAGCUGGAGAGGACGGUUUCUCUUCUCGCUUUUGAAGAUGUUUCCAACUGUCCUGUUGGAGAACUUCUGGACAUUUCACAGCGCCUAAAGACCGCCAGUGAGGUGAAUGCAGCCAUCCUUACUAGCCAGAGCCACGAAAAAGAUCCAAAGCUUCCAAGCUUGUUAAAGAUGCUGAUCUGGGCCCAAAACCAGCUUGAUGAGAAGGCUGCCUAUCCGCAUAUAAACGACUUGUCCACUGCCACGCUUGAAGACCCCGCCAUCUGAAAACGGGUGUGACGUCAAUUGGUGGAGGAUUUAGGUGUUUCUAGAUUGAAUGAAUGGGUCAAGUUCGGUGUAAUGAAACAUGAUGUUUGUACUUUUAUCUUAAAUCUACUGUAUCUCGUUGUCCUUUGCAUGUCAUCCACAUUGGAGUUAAUCCCUUCCUACAAGCUUUUCAGUGGCAUUUUGCUGUUGUCCACAUAGUUUUUAAUAAUUUCUAUUGUAUUCGAUGCUUACCAGCAUUGAUUUCUCUAUAUACAUAUAUAAAAUCACAUUUUUUAGAGAUUAA
Messenger RNA from Juglans regia (Persian walnut), 1297 nucleotides. RefSeq names its product protein GID8 homolog. The transcript has 7 exons. Gene Ontology annotation, biological process: proteasome-mediated ubiquitin-dependent protein catabolic process. Gene Ontology annotation, molecular function: protein binding. The record is from RefSeq and is a predicted model, not a curated record. Gene Ontology annotation, cellular component: nucleus; cytoplasm. Lineage: Eukaryota; Viridiplantae; Streptophyta; Magnoliopsida; Fagales; Juglandaceae. The coding region runs from base 286 to 1014 and encodes 242 amino acids.